Messenger RNA from Adineta steineri, 218 nucleotides. The record is from the annotation of a GenBank genome assembly. Lineage: Eukaryota; Metazoa; Rotifera; Eurotatoria; Adinetida; Adinetidae.
AUACAAAACUAAAACAAACUGUCCUUGAAGAUAUGAAUCGUGAAGGUAAAAGAAGAGGCUUAAUGUCAUAUGAACAAGUGAAAGCAAUUGAAUUUAUCAAAGAACCAUUUACAAUUGAAAAUGGACUUUUGACACCAACAUUCAAAGCACGUCGAUAUGCUGUAGAAAAGAAAUAUAAGGAAUUAUUUCAGAAUAUCUAUAAAAGUGUGAAUGCUUAA